AUGGCUCUUAUUUUCAGUGAGCUGACAACUUCCGUGGUAUCAGGCGAAAGCGAAAAGCCGACAUGUCGCUACACUCUACACAAGGAUUCUGCCAAUGGACCUCUGAUAAAACUUGCUCAAGUGGGCGACAUCAUUUACCAUGUGUGGGAUUGUCCAUCUGAAGUGUACGGAAUGAUGAUACACGACUGUUCCAUUGUUGACGGACAAGGCAACAACCAUACCGUCAUUGAUUCACAAGGAUGCUCAACGGACACGUUCCUCAUGCCUGAGCUCACUUACUCGUCUGACCUCACGAGUCCUCACAGUGAAGUACAAACGGCUGCGAGUGCCUUCAAUUUUCCUGAUCAACAAUCGGUCUACUUUAAUUGCCAAGUUCGAAUCUGCUACAAAUUGGACGAGGGAUGCACAGAUAUAACGCCUCCACGUUGCGGACCGCUAAGUUCACACGACGAUAGCCUUGCCAACGACCUCGACAGCGACCAGCUCAUUACUCCCACACAAGCGUCGGCAACAACUACAGCGACUUGGUCUACAACGACGCCGUCCCCGUCGACUACUUAUGGACCUGUGGCCACCACAGCGCAAUCAACAACCGUAUACACAACCGUUACCGAGCUGACGUCUACCGCAGGGGUCGAAAUACUGAAGCUCUACCAACCAACGCCCGUAUCGUUAAUUCGUGCGAACCACAUUCCCGAACACGAUGGCGACGUUGUCGAGAGCGAUGUCGUACAGCUGAAAAGGGAGAUGCGGCGACGAGAAGCGGAAGCGAUCGACGUCGACAUCUCCUCACCGGAACUCACCAUUAUCGACAAGGACAUUGCUGCUGAGCUACCAGAAGCCCUUCAUUCCCAGACAUCAGGAGCGCCUGCGUCAGCCGUUUGUGUGCCGUUGGUUGGCUUUUGGCUUCUCGCUGGACUAAUAGUACUCUGUUGUUCUAUCAUUGGUGCCUCUUUGUGUUAUGCGCAGAAGCAACGCGACAAAUUCCACAUCAUGCCAUAG
Ostertagia ostertagi is the source of this 1002-nucleotide messenger RNA. NCBI's taxonomy places the organism in Eukaryota, Metazoa, Nematoda, Chromadorea, Rhabditida, Trichostrongylidae. The record is from the annotation of a GenBank genome assembly.